Molecule: messenger RNA, 3156 nt
Organism: Oncorhynchus kisutch (coho salmon)
Lineage: Eukaryota; Metazoa; Chordata; Actinopteri; Salmoniformes; Salmonidae
Exons: 2
Coding region: 121-2829 (902 amino acids)
Source: RefSeq, a predicted model, not a curated record
ACUCUAAGCACUCUGACCAUACAGCACAAAUAUACUAGAGGCUAGGUUUUACCAGGUUAGCCUGGGACAUGAGUUAUAGAUAUAGACACGCUGGUGGGGUUAACCAGGUUAACUAGGGACAUGAGUUAUAAAUAUAGACACGCUGGUGGGUUAACCAGGUUAACUAGGGACAUGAGUUAUAAAUAUAGACACACUGGUGGGUUAACCAGGUUAACUAGGGACAUGAGUUAUAAAUAUAGACACACUGGUGGGUUAACCAGGUUAACCAGGGACAUGAGUUAUACAUAUAGACACACUGGUGGGUUAACCAGGUUAACUAGGGACAUGAGUUAUAAAUAUAGACACACUGGUGGGUUAACUAGGGACAUGAGUUAUAAAUAUAGACACACUGGUGGGUUAACCAGGUUAACUAGGGACAUGAGUUAUAUAUAUAGACACACUGGUGGGUUAACCAGGUUAACCAGGGACAUGAGUUAUAAAUAUAGACACGCUGGUGGGUUAACCAGGUUAACUAGGGACAUGAGUUAUAAAUAUAGACACGCUGGUGGGUUAACCAGGUUAACUAGGGACAUGAGGUAUAGAUAUAGACAAGCUGGUGGGUUAACCAGGUUAACCAGGGACAUGAGGUAUAGAUAUAGACAAGCUGGUGGGUUAACCAGGGACAUGAGGUAUAGAUAUAGACAAGCUGGUGGGUUAACCAGGUUAACCAGGGACAUGAGGUAUAAAUAUAGUCACACUGGUGGGUUAACCAGGGACAUGAGGUAUAGAUAUAGAUACACUGGUGGGUUAACCAGGUUAACUAGGGACAUGAGUUAUAGAUAUAGACACGCUGGUGGGUUAACCAGGUUAACUAGGGACAUGAGUUAUAGAUAUAGACACGCUGGUGGGUUAACCAGGGACAUGAGGUAUAAAUAUAGACAAGCUGGUGGGUUAACCAGGGAAAUGAGUUAUAAAUAUAGACACACUGGUGGGUUAACCAGGUUAACUAGGGACAUGAGUUAUAAAUAUAGACACGCUGGUGGGUUAACCAGGUUAACUAGGGACAUGAGUUAUAGAUAUAGACACACUGGUGGGUUAACUAGGGACAUGAGGUAUAGAUAUAGACACGCUGGUGGGUUAACCAGGUUAACCAGGGACAUGAGUUAUAGAUAUAGACACGCUGGUGGGUUAACCAGGGACAUGAGUUAUAGAUAUAGACACGCUGGUGGGUUAACCAGGUUAACCAGGGACAUGAGUUAUAGAUAUAGACACGCUGGUGGGUUAACCAGGGACAUGAGUUAUAGAUAUAGACACACUGGUAGGUUAACUAGGGACAUGAGUUAUAGAUAUAGACACACUGGUGGGUUAACCAGGUUAACUACGGACAUGAGUUAUAAAUAUAGACAAGCUGGUGGGUUAACCAGGUUAACCAGGGACAUGAGUUAUAAAUAUAGACACACUGGUGGGUUAACCAGGUUAACCAGGGACAUGAGUUAUAAAUAUAGACAAGCUGGUGGGUUAACCAGGUUAACUAGGGACAUUAAUUAUAAAUAUAGACACGCUGGUGGGUUAACCAGGUUAACCAGGGACAUGAGUUAUAGAUAUAGACACGCUGGUGGGUUAACCAGGUUAACCAGGGACAUGAGUUAUAGAUAUAGACACGCUGGUGGGUUAACCAGGGACAUGAGUAAUAGAUAUAGACACACUGGUGGGUUAACCAGGUUAACCAGGGACAUGAAUUAUAAAUAUAGACACGCUGGUGGGUUAAACAGGUUAACCAGGGACAUGAGUUAUAGAUAUAGACACGCUGGUGGGUUAACCAGGGACAUGAGUAAUAGAUAUAGACACACUGGUGGGUUAACCAGGGACAUGAGUUAUAGAUAUAGACACACUGGUGGGUUAACCAGGGACAUGAGUUAUACAUAUAGACACACUGGUAGGUUAACUAGGGACAUGAGUUAUAGAUAUAGACACACUGGUGGGUUAAUCAGGUUAACCAGGGACAUGAGUUAUAAAUAUAGACACACUGGUGGGUUAACCAGGUUAACCAGGGACAUGAGUUAUAAAUAUAGACAAGCUGGUGGGUUAACCAGGUUAACUAGGGACAUGAGUUAUAGAUAUAGACACGCUGGUGGGUUAACUAGGGACAUGAGGUAUAGAUAUAGACACGCUGGUGGGUUAACCAGGUUAACCAGGGACAUGAGUUAUAGAUAUAGACACGCUGGUGGGUUAACCAGGUUAACCAGGGACAUGAAUUAUAGAUAUAGACACGCUGGUGGGUUAACCAGGUUAACCAGGGACAUGAAUUAUAAAUAUAGACACGCUGGUGGGUUAACCAGGUUAACCAGGGACAUGAGUUAUAGAUAUAGACACGCUGGUGGGUUAACCAGGUUAACCAGGGACAUGAGUUAUAGAUAUAGACACGCUGGUGGGUUAACCAGGGACAUGAGUUAUAGAUAUAGACACACUGGUGGGUUAACCAGGUUAACCAGGGACAUGAGUUAUAGAUAUAGACACACUGGUGGGUUAACCAGGGACAUGAGUUAUACAUAUAGACACACUGGUGGGUUAACUAGGGACAUGAGUUAUAGAUAUAGACACACUGGUGGGUUAACCAGGUUAACUAGGGACAUGAGUUAUAAAUAUAGACAAGCUGGUGGGUUAACCAGGUUAACCAGGGACAUGAGUUAUAGAUAUAGACACGCUGGUGGGUUAACCAGGUUAACCAGGGACAUGAGUUAUAGAUAUAGACACGCUGGUGGGUUAACCAGGUACAUGAGUUAUAGAUAUACAUGUAGACAAGCUCACACACCAGCUGCUCUAAAGGGCCCACUCCUCAUGGGUUCAUAGUUUGACCUUUGACCUUUGUCUCUUCCUCAAUAAGACACAGCAUCCAGGUCCUGGUCUGAACCCAUGGAUACUAGUGGCUGCUGGGUUGGGUCCUGGUCUGAACCCACGGAUACUAGUGGCUGCUGGGUUGGGUCCUGGUCUGAACCCACGGAUACUAGUGGCUGCUGGGUUAGAACUGGCUUGCUACUCCCACAGGAUAUCCUUUAGCUUGAGUUAUACACAAAUCCAGUGCAUUCGGAAAGUAUUCAGACCCCUUGACUUUUUCCACAGUUUGUGACGUUUACAGCCUUAUUCCAAAAUUGAUAAAAAUAGGUUUUUUUCUUCAUC